Molecule: messenger RNA, 2278 nt
Organism: Marchantia polymorpha subsp. ruderalis
Lineage: Eukaryota; Viridiplantae; Streptophyta; Marchantiopsida; Marchantiales; Marchantiaceae
Source: the annotation of a GenBank genome assembly
GAGAUUCUUAGCGCAGUACUCAGCAGAGAUGGAAGAACAUGCAUGACGAGAAGUGAGCCGUAGAGCUGCCAUAGCCAGCUGCUCUGCUCCGAAGAAGAAUAUGUCUAAAAUGUUGAACAGCGAUGCAAAUCCUGAUUACAUAAUUGCAGGUCGUGCAGGACUUUGAUCCGUAUUCGGGCUAUUUUGUGUCGAGUACACCUUGAGAAUUCUGGGCUGUAUAUGCGGGAGCAUUCUCGGGAUGGCCUGUCAGAGGGCCCAGCUGAUCUGUCGCCCCUACUCCGCAAUCCAGAUUUUCGGCACAAAGCAGUUCUUGUCAGGUCUUCAUAGCCACCUCACGGUUUCUUGCGGAGGAUAUACUGCACAAUCGAAGCUCUGCCUCGACUUAGCUCUUCACGUUCUUUCUGUGCGGAGAGACAGAACGAACACAACACGAAUUUAUGCGGGCAAGCCAGGAUUUGGAGCUCAACCGAAGAAAAAGUCGAAGAGAACAGAUCGUCCUCAGCAAGAAAAGGACGCUAAGGAUGUCGUACUGGAGGCACAAAAAAUUCUCGCCAAAAAGCAGGAAGGCAGGAAGGAAACGACCACAACGAUAGAGGAACCAGUAGGGGCACCUGACCUUUUGAUUGCCGAGGACAAACCUACGAAUGUUUUGGAUGAAGGGGACUUCGAGCGUAAACUUGCAAAUAUUAAACGUUUGGCUGAAGAACAAAAGAAGGUGGAUGAGGCAAAGAAAUUUGGAGCAAUUGAUUAUGAUGCCCCCGUCCCGGCUUCCCCAACUGCCCUGGCUGACAAUGUCUUUGCUAAAUUCGGAAUUGGAUUAGCAGUGAUCGUUUUUGGCCUGCUGUUCGCUCUUGGAGACAACCUUCCGUCUAUCAGCCCCAAGGCGGAGAAGGCAGGCUUGGUAGAGAAGAUGCAACUGAAACCAGAUGAGAGGGUCAAACUGGAGGCGCAAGUUAAAAACUUGGAAGAAGCAUUGCAAAAGAACCCUGAGGACCGAUUUUCUCUUGAGGGAGCUGGUGUGAUCUAUGCCCAGCUUGGAGAUUUUGACAAAGCUGCCGAAUUCCUCUCCAAAAUUGUUCAGAAAUCACCUCGAGAUGUGGAGGCUCUGCGGUUACUUGCGGAGGUUCAAGGUGGUAAAGGAGAUUUCGACGCGAGCAUUGUCGCUUAUCGCGCUGCUAUUAGAGCGUCUCCAAAAGAAUCAAUGACAUUACUCCAAGGUCUCACUGACACCCUGAUCGCUGCCAACAAGCCUGGCGAGGCUGUUGGUGAACUCCUGGCCGCGAGGACAAGAUUGAAAACGAGUGUUCAGCAAGGGUUGUUACCUUCGAAUGCUGAUGACAGUACUCAAGGACUGAAUCCACAGAACUACGAGCAGAUCGAUCCUAUACAGGUGGAGCUUCUUCUAGGUAGAUCCUACGCAGCAUGGGGUAAACCAGGUGAUGCUGUUUCGGUUUAUGAUGAGUUGAUAACGCGUUACCCCGACGACUUCCGAGGCUAUCUGGCAAAGGGUGUGCUGCUGAAGGAUCAAGGCAAGACAGCAGAUUCAGAGCGCAUGUUCAUUCAGGCCCGAUACCUGGCUCCACCAGAGGCAAAGGGGGUCGUUGACAAAUACUCCGGCCGUCAAGCAAUGGCGAGCUGAACGACAUCUGUUAGCAGCACAUCUAAGGUUGCUGAACGUGUACAUCAUGAAUCUUAGUGAGGGAACAAGGGGACCAGUUGCCUCUUAAUUUUGACUCGCUCCUAUUUACAAAACGGCGGUUUCAUCAAAAUUGCGCUCUCUAAUUUCGGGCUCGUCUCCUGCUGAUUUAUCUUGGGAGUAAAUGACGACUAGGACACAGUCGCGAGGAAAUGGCAUAGGUUUCAACUGUACUAAUACAAGCAAAGCAAUUGAAUUGCUUUGAGUUUGAGUCAUGGUAGUAAGCUGCAAGUCUCGUUGUAUUCUAUUAUAGAUAGAACGAAAAUUAUUGAGGCUGUGGUUCUAAAUUUUUGCUGGAUUCAGUUAAGUAAAAACAGCGGAUCUGGGAGUGUUAUACAGACUACAUAGACUGUGUGUUCUGUCUUAUGAGUCAUGUGGUACUAGCACAUCUUUUUAACGUGUUCUGUACAUUUCACCAAGUUUGCGAAGCGCGAUGCCACUUUGAAUGUAUAUCAAUAUUUUGUGGGGAACCAACGUUGUACGUGACGCUCUGCUAUGUGCAGUUGAGAGCUUCUUCUUGUUCCUUUAUGUAUUUCGUGCACGUUUUACAUGCAGUCAAGCAAGUCAAGGAAGCAUAGUGUA